CUUGGUCGGAAGGACGUUGUUAAAUGCGAGCGCGGUUGUCAAAAUGAGUGGUGCCGUCACAAAAUCGGAUUCCGAUGCCGAGGAUGCACUCCUGGGUGUUGAGAUAGAGACCAAACUGAAUCUGCAAAAGGAUAUGGACAAGAUAGAUGUUUGUCCUGACAAGACUUCGAAGAAGAAAAGGAAGAAGAAAACCCAAAAACUGAAUGGCAUGCGUUUGUCUGUUCAUAUCAUUCAGUCAUACCAUUUUAUAGGUAUUGAUGGUAGCUCAAAUGUCGUUGAAGACGAGCACAAAGAGCCAAUGCAGAGAGAACUACCUGCAGGAUCUGAGCUCAGCGGGACUCAGAAGAAGAAGAAAAAGAAGCCCGGCAACAAAGGGGACACGAAUGGGGAGGUCCCGUGUGGAAUGAAGCAGACUUACCCUCCUUCAAUUCCCAUAUGUGAUCUGUUUCCUGACCGUGAUUAUCCAGUUGGUGAGAUACUCGAAUAUCCGCCGGACGCAGACGGUCGAAUGGCCAUAAAUCGUACCACUUCUGAGGAGUGCAAGGCUCGGGACCGAGCUCAUCUGGAGACGUAUCAGGAGUUCAGAGAAGGCGCUGAAGUUCAUAGACAAACGCGUGCGCACAUCAAGAAGUGGCUCCGUCCGGGAGUCACCAUGAUUGAGCUUUGUGAGGAGUUGGAACGUACUAGUCGUGCGCUCAUCAAGGAACGUGGCUUGCAGGCUGGCUUGGCAUUCCCUACCGGUUGUUCUCUAAAUCAUGUUGCUGCGCAUUAUACGCCAAACGCUGGGGACACAACGGUUCUUAGCUACGAUGAUGUCUGCAAAGUUGAUUUUGGUGUUCAUGUCAAUGGCAGAAUAAUUGACUGUGCGUUCACUGUACAUUUCAAUCCAAAGUACGACAAACUGGUGGAAGCGGUGAAAGAUGCCACUAAUACCGGGAUAAAGGCAGCCGGUAUUGAUGUCCGUUUAUGUGAUGUUGGCGCGGCCAUUCAGGAAACCAUGGAAUCGUAUGAGGUAGAGUUGAAUGGGAACACAUAUCAAGUCAAACCAAUCCGUAAUUUGAACGGACAUUCGUUGGGACCAUAUCAAAUCCAUGCGGGCAAAACAGUUCCUAUUGUACGAGGUGGUGAGCAAACACGAAUGGAGGAAAACGAAUACUAUGCUAUCGAGACCUUUGGCAGUACGGGACGGGGAUACGUGAACGAUGGAGAGGAAGUCUCUCAUUAUAUGAAGAAUUUCCACGCUGGGCACGUCCCUUUAAGGAUAUCCCGGUCCAAGCAGUUACUCAGCGUGAUCGACCGCAACUUUGGCACGUUAGCCUUUUGUCGUCGCUGGUUGGAUCGACUAGGUGAAACAAAGUAUCUUAUGGCUCUGAAAAACCUAUGUGAUGUGGGAGUCGUUGAUCCCUACCCUCCUCUUUGUGAUCAGCGAGGAUCGUACACAGCUCAGUGGGAACACACUAUCCUACUUCGACCAACGUGCAAAGAAGUUGUUAGUCGAGGUCCAGACUACUAGGCCCUCCUGACCUCACUCUUUUGUCGUUCAUGUCUAGAUCACACUGCGAAGUUUGCUGUGUCUGUUUCCUCCAGAAAACGACUGUUACUUGGCCCCAUUCCGACAAACGGGGUUAACUGUGUUGCCCCUCCCAUCUCCCGCUUACGUACAUUAACCACACUCGCUUUUUCAACUUGUAAAUGCUCAGAAAAUGAAUUUGGG
Opisthorchis viverrini is the source of this 1714-nucleotide messenger RNA. RefSeq lists its product as hypothetical. NCBI's taxonomy places the organism in Eukaryota, Metazoa, Platyhelminthes, Trematoda, Opisthorchiida, Opisthorchiidae. Bases 44 to 1513 code for a protein of 489 amino acids. The transcript has 7 exons. Gene Ontology annotation, molecular function: metalloaminopeptidase activity. Gene Ontology annotation, biological process: proteolysis. The record is from RefSeq and is a predicted model, not a curated record.